This is a messenger RNA of Belonocnema kinseyi, 543 nucleotides long. RefSeq lists its product as uncharacterized. The transcript has 2 exons. Lineage: Eukaryota; Metazoa; Arthropoda; Insecta; Hymenoptera; Cynipidae. The record is from RefSeq and is a predicted model, not a curated record. The coding region runs from base 1 to 543 and encodes 180 amino acids.
AUGUGCGAUGAGGUAGCAAGAGUUUUAGGACUGGAUUGGGUUUUACUCUGCCUUCAACCCGGCCUUCACAGCAGUACUGUCGUCUGGGCUUUGCGAAUACUUGCCGCCAUCUCAAUUCCUGAAGGAUCGGCUUUUUCUAAGGCUGAGGUAGUCUUGAAAAACGAUUUCUACGUAGAUGAUUUGCUUACAGGAGCUGAUACCGUAGAGGAGGCUAAGCAACUAAGGGACGAGCUUAUUCAACUCACUAAUAUUGAAAAACAACGACUGUGUAAGUGGGUUUCGAAUAGUUCGUACUUGACAGAGGAUCUUCCUGAUUGUUCUAAUAAUAUUCAGCUAAAAAUAAAUCCAGAUAAAACCACGAAAACAUUAGGUGCCUUCUGGAACUAUGCUGAAGAUACCUUUACUUUUGACGUUCACGUUAAAUCGAAUGAGAGUAAUAUUAAUAAACGAGUAAUUCUGUCAGAAAUCGCUCAAUUGUACGAUUCGUUGGGACUGGUUGCACCAGUCAUCGUGUAUGCAAAAAUUCAAAUGCAAGAGUUAUAG